Messenger RNA from Haemonchus placei, 201 nucleotides. Lineage: Eukaryota; Metazoa; Nematoda; Chromadorea; Rhabditida; Trichostrongylidae. The record is from the annotation of a GenBank genome assembly.
AUGCCGGUUCAAGAUGAAAUGGAGUACCUACCGCAAGGACUCGCCUCUCAUCCUAUGCGUGUCUUCCAACCGCCGAAACGGCCAGCCGGACCUGCGGUGGUUCUUCGGCGGCCGGAUAAGCAUGGCUGGGCUCGGGCCGGCUUUGCUCUGGCUGGCGCCGAUGGUGGUGGCAUUGGCGUCAGCAACGGCAACAGCAGUUGA